Messenger RNA from Miscanthus lutarioriparius, 2904 nucleotides. The record is from the annotation of a GenBank genome assembly. Lineage: Eukaryota; Viridiplantae; Streptophyta; Magnoliopsida; Poales; Poaceae.
AUGGCGAAGGCCGAGGCCAAGUCCAAGUCCGACGACAGCGGGAACUCGUGGGAGUACAGGCUCCGCAAGUACCUCCUGCUGCUGGCCAUGCUGGUGGCCACGGUGACGUACGCCGCGGCAUUCAACCCGCCGGGCGGCGUCUGGCAGGACGCUGACCCCGCCCACGACCGCAUCGCCGGCGACCCCAUCAUCCGCGACAUCAACUACGGCCGCUACCUGGCUUUCUUCUACAGCAACGCCACCGCGUUCGCCCUCUCGCUCGUGGUCAUCGUGCUCGUCCUCAUCCUCGCCGUGCUGCACGAGAGGCGCUGCGCCAGCCUGGCGCCGCUCCGCAUCCUCCGCGUCGUCAUGGUGCUGGACCUGCUCAGCCUCAUGGGGGCCUACGCCGCCGGCGCGUUCCGGGACAAGCUCACGGCCAUCUACUCCCUGGUCCUGCUGGCCGGCGUCGUCCUCUACCUCGCGGUCCACAUGGCGCUGGCCUGCCGGACGGGCAGGGCGGACAACAGCAAGGCGGCCCACAUGGCAAUGGCCUCGCAGGAGGACAGCGCAUCCGAGAGGCUCCGCAAGGCGGCCCACAUGGCAAUGGCCUCGCAGGAGGACAGCGCGUCCGAGAGGCUCCGCAAGGCGGUCCACAUGGUGCAGGCCUUGCAGAAGGACAGCGCGCCCGAGAGGCUCCGCAAGGUGCUCAUGGUGCUCGCCACGUUCGCGGUGAGCGUCACGUACGUGGCCGGGCUCAGCGCGCCGGGCGGCUUCCGGGACCGGGCCGAGGGCGACCACCGCCCGGGCGACGCCGUCCUCAAGGGCAGCCGCCACGACGCGCGCCUCAAGGCGUUCUUCGUCUUCAACACCACCGCCUUCGUCGCGUCCCUGCUCAUCAUCAUCAUUCUCCUGGAUAAGAAGCUGACAUUCAGCCCAAAUGUGCGGUCGGGCGAGCUCUAUGUGUUCAUCGCCCUCACGCUCAUCGGCCUCGUCGGGGCAUACUCCGCCGGCAGCUGCCGGCAGGUUGAUACUACCAUCUAUGUCAACUCUCUGAUUGGUGCCGUUAUUGCCUGCAUUCUCCUUCAAGCAGCUGCUAUCAAGUUCUGCAAAGCAGCCAUAAAGAAUCUUUGUAGCUGCGUCAGUGUUAAGCAGCAACAAACUCCAGAUCCAAACACUAGUGAAGUGUCAGGAUGGCUUCGUCGAAUAAAGCAAUUUUGUCUUUGUCAGACCACUCAAGAUCCAAGCACUGGUAAUGACGACGCCAGUGUUCAAGCGCUGGAGAAUGCCCACUCUCUUGUUCUGCUGCUGGCCACUCUCGCAGCGGCCAUCACCUACCAAGCGGGGCUGAACCCGCCGGGCGGGCUCUGGCAGGACGACGGCGACGGCUACAAGGCCGGCGAUCCGAUCCUGUUAACCAUGAGCCCCAGGCGAUACAAGGCCUUCUACUACUGCAACUCGGUCGCCUUCGUGGCGUCCCUGGUGGCCAUUGUCCUGGUCAGGAUGAAGACCUUGCACCACCACAACGCGCUGGAGGCCGCCAUGAUACUGGACCUGUUUGGCCUCAUCGGCGCAUACGCCGCCGGGAGCUGCCGGGAUGUGAGCACUUCCAUCUACGCCGUGGCCUUGGCCGGCGCUGUUCUCGUCUACGUUGUGAUCCAUGUCGUCUUCUUCACGCUGGACCACAACGACGACGGCAGCACGAGGCGGAAUGACGAAGCUUCCGCAGAGAAGGAGAAAAAGGAUGCCGAGUUGGAGAUGGUGAAGAAGCGGCGCAAGCGGCUGCUCCUCUUCGCGAUCUUGGCGGCGACCAUCACUUACCAAGCCGGGCUGACGCCGCCGAGCGGCUUCCUGGUAACCGGGAACCACGCUGGCGAACCCGUCCUGCUCAACAACUACCCACGCCGUUACACGGCGUUCUUCUACUGCAACUCGGUGAGCUUCAUGCUGUCCAUUGCGCUCAUCAUCCUGCUCGUGAACCCAAACCUGUACCGGCCGGCCAUCCAGAGCAACGCGCUCUCCGUUUGCACGGCGGUGGGUAUGAUGGGGAUUAUGGGUGCCUAUGCCGCCGGCAGCACGCAGCAUCGGAAGACAUCCAUCUACAUCUUCGCGUUGGUGGGGUUCGUCCUCUCCGUAGUCAUCUUACUGGUUGUGCUGUUCUUGGUGAUCGAUCCGGACAAGAAGAAGAAAACGGCAGAUCAGUCAACCCAAGAAGGCCGGUCGGCAGAUGAGGCAACCCAGGAAGGCAGGUGUCAGGGCCACUGUAUCUCCAUCAGUGCCUGCUUCUCAAGGAGUGCAGAUGAGGCAACCCAGGAAGACAGGGCUGCUGUCACUGUAAAUCCCAUUGAAGCCGAUCCCGAAGCACAAAAAACCGACGCCCCCAUUAACAUGAAAGCCUCAAGCGGAUAUGAAAAGAAGCUACAUGCCAAGCGCAAGUAUCUGAUGCUGCUUGGAAUCCUGGUGGCGGGCAUCUCCUACCAGGCCGGCCUGGCACCGCCCGGCGGGGUCUGGCAGAGCAACGACGGCGGGUACGAGGCGGGCGACCCGGUGAUGCACGACAACACGAGGCACCGGUACCUUGCCUUCUUCUACAGCAACUCCGCCUCUUUCGUCGCAUCCGUCGUGGUCAUCGUCCUUCUGCUGCCGGGGUCUGUGUCGCUGCAGACCCCGGCACCAGCGUCCCAGAAGUGGUGGAAUGACGACUGGUGGCUCGGCGUGAUGAACUUUACGAUCGUGCUGGACCUCCUCGGCCUCCUCGUCGCCUACGCCGCCGGCUCCAGCCGGUCGUGGAAGACCUCUGGAUAUGUCUCCGCGCUCGUCAUCGCCGUGCUAGCCUAUUUUGUGAUCCAUGUCGUGUUGUCGUGCUUCGUCAGGAUCAGUAAGAGUGAGAAUACUCAGAGUCAGGGCGGCACUUCUCAAACUGGUUGA